This is a messenger RNA of Calypte anna (Anna's hummingbird), 1503 nucleotides long. RefSeq names its product N(alpha)-acetyltransferase 60, NatF catalytic subunit (gene NAA60). The transcript has 7 exons. Gene Ontology annotation, cellular component: Golgi membrane. The record is from RefSeq and is a predicted model, not a curated record. Bases 103 to 831 code for a protein of 242 amino acids. Gene Ontology annotation, molecular function: histone acetyltransferase activity; protein-N-terminal amino-acid acetyltransferase activity. Lineage: Eukaryota; Metazoa; Chordata; Aves; Apodiformes; Trochilidae. Gene Ontology annotation, biological process: N-terminal peptidyl-methionine acetylation.
CUGCGCGGGGCCCGGGGAAAGGAAGUGUCCGGUGCCCGGUGUCCGCCGCCCCGGUAUGCGCUGAGCCGCCCCGCGGCGCCGAGCCGCCCGCCCGAGGUGUGAAUGACAGAGGAGGUGCCCCCGACUGCACUGACCGAGGUGAACCUGCGUCUGCUCUGCCACGAUGACAUAGACACUGUCAAACAGCUCUGUGGAGACUGGUUCCCCAUUGAGUACCCUGACUCAUGGUACCGAGACAUCACCUCCAACAAGAAGUUCUUUUCCCUCGCAGCCACCUACAGAGGCUCCAUUGUGGGCAUGAUAGUGGCAGAGAUCAAGAGCAGAACAAAGGUGCAUAAAGAGGAUGGAGACAUCCUAGCUUCCAGCUUUCCCGUGGACACUCAAGUUGCUUACAUCCUCAGUCUUGGAGUGGUGAAGGAGUUCAGAAAACAUGGAAUAGGUUCCCUCCUGCUUGAAAGUUUAAAAGACCACAUCUCAACAACUGCCCAGGAUCACUGCAAAGCCAUCUACCUGCACGUCCUCACCACCAACAACACAGCAAUAAACUUCUAUGAAAACAGAGACUUUAAGCAGCACCACUACCUGCCCUAUUACUACUCCAUCCGGGGGGUCCUCAAAGAUGGUUUUACCUACGUGCUGUACAUCAACGGUGGGCACCCACCCUGGACAAUCUUUGACUACCUACAGCACAUUGGAUCCACACUAGCCAGCCUGAGCCCGUGUUCCAUUCCCCAGAGGAUAUACAGACAGGCCCAGAGCCUCCUCUGCAGCCUCCUGCCCUGGUCUGGCAUUUCUGCCAAGAGUGGCAUUGAGUACAGCAGGACAAUGUGACUGGGGCAGAGGUGUACAGAAAGCAAAGGAUUGUUCUUCCUUCCAUCCCCUGAACCAUCCGGCUCUGCGCUGCUCCCACUGAUGAUGAUGAUGAUGAUGAUGAUGAUGAUGGCUCUUGGUCAGUGACCCCACCCCUGGCUGGGACUCCUCGUUCCACAGGUUGGCUGAGAUUUGGCAGCCUCUUCACCCAUGGGUGCUGCAGCCCUGCCUGACCCCCGUGGCCUGGAGCCCCCCCGUGCUGCCCGGGCUGAGGGUCCUCGGUGUCACCUCUCUGUGUGCAUGUUGCACUGUCCCCACUCCCCCUUCCCUGGCCUCUGCCUUGUCCCUCUUUGUAUCCAUGAUGUAGAGGGGGGGUGGGGUUGCUGCUUCCACACCACAGCUACAGAUGGCAGCCUGAGGGAUGGGACUGAACCUGCACUGACCAAGCGUGUCAAGGAGCUGUAAGUCCCCUGGCAGGGUGGGACACGGGAGGGGAAGGCUGGAGCAGGGCAAGGGAAUGGGGAGCAAGGAUCAUGUCCAGGUCCUGCCAGGUCAGCUGCUUCCAGGUGCUUCCCAUGGAACAGCCCAGCCCUGGCAGCCCUCUGGAGUGAGGCACUAAGCAGCAUCUGAUGGAGGAUCAGAAGGCAGGGAAUGAAACUGCUAUUUCAUAGUGAAAUAUAUAUAUAUUAUACU